This is a messenger RNA of Cololabis saira (Pacific saury), 4612 nucleotides long. Its product is annotated as dolichyl-diphosphooligosaccharide--protein glycosyltransferase subunit STT3B. The record is from RefSeq and is a predicted model, not a curated record. Gene Ontology annotation, molecular function: dolichyl-diphosphooligosaccharide-protein glycotransferase activity. The coding region runs from base 294 to 2693 and encodes 799 amino acids. Gene Ontology annotation, biological process: post-translational protein modification. Gene Ontology annotation, cellular component: membrane. The transcript has 16 exons. Lineage: Eukaryota; Metazoa; Chordata; Actinopteri; Beloniformes; Belonidae.
GCGGGCACGAGCCUCGGGAGCGAGCAGGAGCCGCGGGAGCGAGCCGCGCUUGUCACUGGGCCCUGGCCGCUGCUGCUGCUGCCGCUGCUAUGAGUCUCCCCCCCGGGACCGUCUAGCCCCGCUCACUGUCUCCGGGAACCAAGCUCGCAGGCUCAGGCUCGGGGGUCGCUGCUGCCCCGCGUCCCCGUGUCGGGCUCCUGCAGGGGGGCCGCUGGGAGACGGUACUGCGCAGGCGCAGAGAGACAGCUUCCCCUGCCGCUGCUGCUGCUGCCACGACGGGAGCGACCAGAAACAUGGCGGAGCAUCACCCGGCUCCCGACGGCAGCAGGACCAAGUCCGCGCUCAACGCAGGGAACGGGACCCCGGCCCCGGCCCCGGCCGUCCCCGCAGCCGGCGGCCUGGCCCACCCCGCCGGCUGGCAGUCGCUGCUGUCCUGCACCGUGCUGGUGCUGGCCUGGCUGGCCGGCUUCAGCUCCCGGCUGUUCGCCGUCAUCCGCUUCGAGAGCAUCAUCCACGAGUUCGACCCCUGGUUCAACUACAGGUCAACUCACCACCUCACCACCAACGGCUUCUACGAGUUCCUCAACUGGUUUGACGAGAGGGCCUGGUACCCUCUGGGCCGGAUCGUCGGGGGCACAGUGUACCCCGGCCUCAUGGUGACUGCAGGACUCAUCCACUACGUGCUGAACCUGCUGCACAUCACCGUGCACAUCCGGGACGUGUGCGUGUUCCUGGCGCCGGUGUUCAGCGGCCUGACCUCCAUCUCCACCUUCCUGCUGACCCGGGAGCUGUGGAACCAGGGCGCGGCGCUGCUGGCCGCCUGCUUCAUCGCCAUCGUGCCGGGAUACAUCUCCCGCUCCGUGGCCGGCUCCUUCGACAACGAGGGCAUCGCCAUCUUCGCCCUGCAGUUCACCUACUACCUCUGGGUGAAGUCGGUGAAGACGGGAUCAGUGUUCUGGGCCAUCGGCUGCUGUCUCUCCUACUUCUACAUGGUGUCAGCCUGGGGCGGUUACGUGUUCAUCAUCAACCUGAUUCCUCUCCAUGUGUUUGUGCUGCUGCUCAUGCAGCGCUUCAGCAAGAGAGUCUACAUCGCCUACAGCACCUUCUACAUCGUGGGCCUGAUCCUGUCCAUGCAGAUCCCCUUCGUAGGCUUCCAGCCCAUCAGGACCAGCGAGCACAUGGCAGCCGCAGGUGUGUUCGUGCUGCUGCAGGUCUACGCCUUCCUGCAGUACCUGAAGGAUCGCCUCACCAGGCAGGAGUUCCAGACGCUCUUCUUCCUGGGAGUCUCUCUGGCCGCCGGAGUGGUUUUCCUCUCCGUCAUCUAUCUGACAUACACAGGGUACAUCGCUCCGUGGAGCGGACGCUUCUACUCCCUCUGGGAUACCGGCUACGCCAAGAUCCACAUCCCCAUCAUCGCGUCGGUGUCGGAGCACCAGCCCACCACCUGGGUCUCCUUCUUCUUCGACCUGCACAUCCUGGUCUGCACCUUCCCAGCAGGCCUGUGGUUCUGCAUCAAGAACAUCAACGACGAGCGCGUCUUCGUGGCCCUGUACGCCAUCAGCGCCGUGUACUUCGCCGGCGUCAUGGUGCGGCUCAUGCUGACGCUCACGCCCGUGGUGUGCAUGCUGUCGGCCGUGGCCUUCUCCAGCGUGUUCGAGCACUACCUGGGGGACGACCUGAAGAAGCAGGGCCCGCCGGCCGAGGACAGCAGCGACGAGGACGACCGGAAGAACGCAGGAAACCUCUACGACAAGGCGGGGAAGGUGCGUAAACACGUGUCUGAGCAGGAGAAGGCUGAGGAGGGUCUGGGUCCCAACAUCAAGUCCAUCGUCACCAUGCUGAUGCUGAUGCUGCUCAUGAUGUUUGCUGUUCACUGCACCUGGGUGACCAGCAACGCCUACUCCAGCCCCAGCGUGGUGCUGGCCUCCUACAACCACGACGGCUCCCGGAACAUCCUGGACGACUUCAGGGAGGCGUACUACUGGCUGAGGCAGAACACGGACGAGCACGCCAGAGUCAUGUCCUGGUGGGACUACGGCUACCAGAUAGCAGGCAUGGCCAACCGGACCACGCUGGUGGACAACAACACGUGGAAUAACAGCCACAUCGCUCUGGUGGGCAAGGCCAUGUCCUCCAAUGAGACGGCAGCCUUCGAGAUCAUGAAGUCCCUGGACGUGGACUACGUCCUGAUCAUCUUCGGAGGGGUGAUCGGCUACUCAGGAGACGACAUCAACAAGUUCCUGUGGAUGGUGCGCAUCGCGGAGGGGGAGCACCCCAAGGACAUCAGGGAAAGCGACUACUUCACCCCUCAGGGAGAGUUCAGAGUGGACAAAGCCGGUUCCCCCACUCUGCUCAACUGCCUUAUGUACAAAAUGUCGUACUACCGCUUCGGCGAGAUGCAGCUGGACUUCCGGACGCCCCCAGGCUUCGACCGGACCCGUAACGCAGAGAUCGGCAACAAGGACAUCAAGCUGAAGCACCUGGAGGAAGCCUUCACGUCGGAGCACUGGCUGGUCAGGAUCUACAAGGUCAAAAAGCUGGAGAACAGGGACCGCCUGGAGCACAAGCUGCGCAGCACCGACGCCACCAGACAGAAGUACACGUCUAAAAAGACGGCCAAAAGGAAGCGGGGGCACGUCAAGAACAAGAUGCUCCUCAAGAAGGGCAGGAAACUGAGCAAGAAGUCUUUAUAGGGAGUCCAGCACCCACGCAGGCAGACUGUGGACGGGAGGGAGGGACAUUUUACACAAACUUUCUACACACACGCAGCAAGAGUCCAAACACACCCAUCCAGAUGAACGAUGAACUGAUCUCCAGUGGUACCAGGAGCCCUGGAGGAGAGGAGACGGAGAUCAGGAGGCCAGUUUGAACCUGACGAACUGUGACCUUUGACUUUUCUUUUUGUACUUGAACAUGCGGAGGCGUCAGAGACCAGCCGUCCUGCACCCAGAACUCUGCUGAGGCUGCUCUCUGCAUGAAUCCAGGAGACCUGCCCCUCUGCCGGCCCUCACACCCCACCUGAGGUGACCAACGUCCCUCGGGUCAGUCCGGGUCUGACGGGACGGGUGUUUGUGACUGCGUGGCUGCUGUUGUCACGGUAACGCAGCUAGAUUCAUGAGACAGGGUGUAAACAAACCUCCAGGUUUCACCGGGAGAAGCAACGGUUAGCAGACAGAUCAUAAACUCUGCUGGUAACGUGGCAACGACGUCCACAAAGUGGUCCAAUAACCUCUUCAUGCUGUUACUUACAGAAGAGUGUUAGGGCCAGGCAGGAGAAACGAUAUUUGAGAGGGGAAGAAUUUUUUUUAUUGUGCACUUCAGGAAAAAUUUGUCAAAAUUUCGUGAAUAAAGUUGAAAUGUUGAGAAAAAAGUCGAAAUGUUGACAAUAAUGUUGAAAUACAAUUUCAAGAAUAAGUCGAAAUUUUGCCUUUUUUCUCAACAUUUCAACAUUUAUCUUGAAAUUUUGACUUUUUUCUCAACAUUUCGACUUUUUUCUUGAAAUUGUACUUCAACAUUAAUCUCAACAUUUCAAAUACAUUUUUUCUCAAUAUUUCGACUUUAUUCACGAAACUUUGACCUUUUUCUCAACAUUUCGACUUUUUUCUCAAUUAUAUUUCAACAUUUAUCUCGAAAUUUCGCCUUUUUUCAUAACAUUUCGCCUUUUUUCUCGAAAUGCAUAAUGGGAAAAGAUCUUCCUCCUCUAAAAUAUUUGUAUUUUUCUCCCGCCUGGCCCUAAUACUCUUCCGUAGUUUCUGCUGCAUCAGGGGGUUAUUCUGACUCUAUUCUGACUACACUGGAGCCUCCAUUUCCCAUAAUGCAAACUAACAUCACUAAUGAUCAGUAAUGGAGAGAGCCGCUCUGAUCCGGUUUGUUUACAUCCCGUCAGCUACUGCCUGUGUGACUCCUCACAACUACUAAUUACGGUUCUGAACGAGUGUCAGAACCGGUAAAGACGGUUUCCAAAACAUAAAAUAAGAGAAGAGAAGAGAAAAACCCGAGCCGUAAAGCUGCUGGUGUCAGCACCCCAGAGCCGGGCUUCCCCAGGAAAUACCCGCCCUGACUGCAGCUCGGAGGGUCCAGAACCAGAACCUGCUGGUCCUAGUCCAGAACCAGGACCACGUCCUCCUGGUCCAGAACCAGGACCAGGACCUGCUCUCCUGGUCCAUCCCCUCCAGAACCCUCUAGACCCAGAGCAUCUUCGGCAGGAGGCUUAGAGUCGCCACGGUUACGGGAGCAUCACACUUUGCUCUUAUGUUUUUUUUCUUUCUUUUUAAGAUUGGAUCCCUAAAUAUUCACUUUUCAUAACAAGACUUCCCUUUAAUAAUAGUUCUCAUUCAGUUUGUUGUAAAUAUUCCUGAAAACACUCUGCCUUUCAGAGAUUAUCCGAGGAUCCGGCUGGUGAAGACAGCGGAGGCCUGACAGAAAUAAAAGCCCUCGUGCUCCAGAGCUGCAGUCAGUGGGUGUAUUUAUGAAACCAGCACAGCCGAAAUCCCGGGAUUUGAUUUGGUUGGGAAUAUUUAAACAAUGUCAAUGCUCUUCCAUCAAUUGUAAUGAUCUGGAUGCAGGUGUGAGAGUGAAACAUGCCUUUUUGAAUAAAGAGGUUGAAAUAAAA